GCCUCAGCAACCCCAGUAUGUUACUAAUGUUCAGAACUCAUGCUCUGUUGAAGAAGAUAUAUCUCCAGCUAAGUCUGAGAGACGUUUCGCUUCGAAUGAUAUACCUGAUCUUGUAAUAGACCAGCGUAUAGCUGAUAACGACGAAAAAUCUUGCUUUAGCGCUUCUGGCCAAUCACAUAAGAAGAGGGAAGCGGAGAAUAUUGUACAAGAU
This is a messenger RNA of Funneliformis caledonium, 211 nucleotides long. NCBI's taxonomy places the organism in Eukaryota, Fungi, Glomeromycota, Glomeromycetes, Glomerales, Glomeraceae. The record is from the annotation of a GenBank genome assembly.